AUGUCGUGUGGUGCCAAGUCACAACCGCACAGCGAAAGCAACUCAGUUGAGGUUUGCCCGCUUCCCCUUCCACCACGAAGCGCUCCGCCUCCAGCCGUCUACCACAACAACCGCAUCAAUGCUUCUUCGAACAGCGGUUCAUUCGACAAGCCGACGCUGAACGCGCGUAAACUCCAUGUGGUGAUCGUAAUCGAUCAGAAGGUCCAAAAGAAUCUGCGCGUUCGAGAGUUGGCUCUAAAGGACGUUCAAAAAGUUGCCGACACUCUCAACGUCAAUCUAACGAAAAUCGAUUUUGACAAGCUUGACUUUGGUGAAACGGAAACACUGGACCUCUUCUAUAAUGCUGAUGUGGCGCUUGUUGAUGUUACCGUGACCCAUCAACAGCCAAGUCUUUGCUAUCAUAUUGGAGUUCGUGAAAGCAUGGGACAAUCCUACAAUAUGAUUCUCACUUAUCUUGCCCAAGACUCCGAGUACCAUAUAAUGGAUGCUCUCAAGAAGACACAUGCUCAUCUACCAAUGAUCGUCUACAUCAAUAAUCCCGAAUCGAAUCACUUGCAAUCGUAUGACAAGUCAAGCAAGGGCGACGACGACUCGAAGACGCCAUUCAAUAGAUCAAGCGGUUCGAAUGGACUCAAAAUGACAUCGUUCAAGGCGCGAAUGAAACACGUGCUGAAAAGUGUGCAAGUUGAGGCGAGCGCUCACUCACGUGAGAAAUUUUUGUCCGAUUUGCGAAAAGCGCGAGAGAUUGCCGACGUCGAGCAGAAAAAUGAUUUUCUCGACAAAAUGCGAAUUCGUUUGGAUAAUCCUGAUGUAUUGUCGGUUGAUACGGUUUACCAAAUGAUGCUCUCAUACAGAGACAACCAAAAUUACGGUGGAAUGAUUCAGUUAGUUGAUGAUUUACGUAAAAUCCCUGAUUGCAUGGUCGUGGAAGCGCAAGUUAUACGAUAUCAAUACGCGUUCGCUUUGAAUCGGCGAAAUCACGACGGAGAUCGAGACCUUGCUUUGAGUACUGUACUCAAUCUUAUCAAUCAUACCAACGACAAUGAAACACUGAGUCCGGAUAUAAUAUGCCUUGCCGGAAGAAUCUACAAGGACAAGUUCAUCGCAAGCAAUUAUGAGGAUCGCGAUAGUCUCAACAGCGCCAUUCAAUGGUAUCGAAAAGCGUUUGAAAUGUCCCCAUUGGAAUACAGCGGCAUCAAUUUGACGACGCUUUUGAGAGCCAGCGGUGAGCACUUUGAGAACAACGCCGAGAUGCAACAAAUCGCGGUGGUUUUGAAUUCGCUUCUCGGACGAAAAGGCGCACUGCACAAUUUGACGGAAUAUUGGGAUGUUGCCACCUAUUUCGAGGUGUCGGUGCUCGCUGAGAACUAUCAAAAGGCUUGCGAAGCGGCGCUGAAAAUGGUCAAACUGAAACCGCCGGUUUGGUUUUUGAAGUCCACUAUGGAGAAUAUCAAGCUUAUUAAUCGAUGCGCGGCGACCAUCAGUCCCAUCGAAAAAGAGAAACAGCAAUUUCUAUUUUGGUCCGAGUUCUUCAUGGAGGCGACUGAGGCUGACACAGACAUUAAUUGCCCUCGUUAUCCCGUCUUGAUAUUGGAACUGAACAAGGAGUUCACUCCGUCUUACUUAACCCUCAACAGCCAAGAAGGGACAGUGAUUCUGAGCCAUGUGCUCGAGAAUAGCCAACAGAAGAAGUUGCAUCAAGCCGAAUUGAAGGGAAUUCAUCGUUGGCACUUCACUAGAAAUAACAUCAAAGCGGUUACCGAAGCGAAAAGAGACGAUCGCCAACUUUUCCUAUAUGUUCACGAGAAUUCGGACGAUUUCAAUUUGCUUUUCCCGACAAAAGCGCAUUGCAAAAAAGCACUAGAUGACAUGAAAGCGAUGGCAGACGUGGCCGAUGGAAAUUAUCAAGGAAAAGUGCUCAGUAAUACUGACAACGAGAAAAUUCGAUUCGAGUACGAAAUGAACAAAAACAACGAGCGUGUGGUGCUCGGAAAAGGCACCUAUGGUACGGUGUACUCGGCGCGCGACAUGGACACGCAGCGGCAAAUUGUCGUCAAGGAAAUCGAAGUCAAAUAUGACGAAGAAGUUCAACCGUUGAUGGAGGAAAUCAGCCUGCAUUCGACACUCAGCCAUCAGAACAUUGUGCAAUAUUUGGGAUGUGAUCUCGCGCAGCUCGACAACGGCAAAGAGGUGUUUCUGAUUUUCAUGGAGCACGUGCCGGGCGGCUCAUUGAGCUCGCUGCUUCGCUCGAAAUGGGGACCGCUCAACGAGCCGGCGAUGGUGUUGUACGGCAAACAGAUUUUGGAAGGCCUCAAGUAUUUGCACGAGCAGAAAAUUGUUCAUCGAGACAUCAAAGGUGACAAUGUGUUGGUGAACACGUACUCGGGCGUCUGCAAGAUCUCCGAUUUUGGAACGUGCAAACGUUUGGCUGGAUUGAAUCCCGUGACUGAGACAUUCACAGGAACCCUUCAAUACAUGGCUCCUGAAGUUAUCGAUCAUGGUCAAAGAGGGUACGGCGCGCCAGCCGAUAUUUGGUCGUUUGGGUGCACGAUGAUGGAAAUGGCCACCGGGCGCCCACCAUUUGUCGAAAUGCAAAAUCCGCAAGCGGCGAUGUUCCGCGUCGGAAUGUUCAAGACGCAUCCUCCAAUUCCGCCAGGAAUCACCGAAAAGUGUCGAAGCUUCAUCAAAUCGUGCUUCCAUCCAGAAGCCCAUGAGAGACCAUCGGCAAAAGACUUGCUUCUCGAUCCGUUUAUUCAGCAAAUGCAUCAUUCAAUAUCGCGCACACGCAGCGGAUCGGUUAAUAAGAAGAAGCAGGCAGUGUCGCCGCAGAAGGCGGAAGAGAAUAAGGACAAGAGCAAGCAGCAGCGAGAGAUGCUGCGUUCAACAUCGCAUAUUGGAGGAAUGGGCGUCAUUGAGAGAUCGCCACCAACACCCGAGCCGACGUCGGCCACACUGAACGCCGGAUUUCCGCAUAUUCAUAGUGUGUCGAAUGCGUUGAACGUGGCGCGAGAAGAGAAGAAGCUACACUUGAAAAUUGAUAACAGCCGCAAUCGCACGUUCUCUUCAAGCAGCCCGGUACCGGACGGUCAAUCGUCAGCGGGCACGAACAUGUCGCAUCCUGGAUUCCAUCUGAGUCAGCCUUCAAGUCCGAUUGUUGAUGAUACAACUCAACCAAAUCUUGUGGUUUCACCAAUAACCAUGAUGAAUCUUGGAUCGCCGUUGUCAUCAGCAGCGCUUCUGAAUCGAACAAUAUCGGAUGAGAGCUCGAACGCGUCGCGAUUCUUCAUGCUUCAAAAGGAUUCGGAGCGGCGUCGGACUCUGGCGCAAUUCAUGGCCGAGUACAAGGAGCAAAUCAUUGAUUCGUGGUCAAGUUGUCUGAUCGAAUCGUGCGGAUCGACGGAAAUGGUUGUGACUGUCACAAUGCUUGAAACAUUACUCGACGGAAUGCGCGACUUUCUCACCAAGAAAGACAGUCGGACCAUGCGAAAAAUGAUUGAUGACAUUCGAUGCCUUCUGGAUUAUGACACCGCCAAAAUUGCGCAAGUCAACUUGGCGCUCUAUCAUUUCUCGGAUUCGAUUCAGCCGGUCCUUCGACGAUUGGACAUCAAACCGCAUUGGAUGUUCGCAUUGUCGAACUUGAUCUCGUCGGCGGUUCAAUGCGCAAUUUCAAUUUUGAGUCCCGACUUAUCGGAGCUUCUUCACGCUCAGGACGACGCGAUGCCUUCGUCGUCGUCGAUUGCCGUCGUGCGAAAUUCGGCAAUAUCGGAAGGCGAUAUUAUAAUCGAGAGUCGUCCGCCGAGCCGCGACGAGCGCGUACGGGAAGAGCGCCGAGAAUUGCGAAGCAUUCAGGAGGAGAACGAAGCGCUUCUCGAAAGAUUGAUCAGUGUUGAGAGGGAGCUCAACGCUCAACUUCGAUCGGGAUUGAUACGAGCGCAACGAAUCCGAGAUAUGGCCAUGUUCCGCAACACGUAUCCCCCAUUCCGAACGCCACCAAUGGCGCCGUUGACGCCACCAUUUAGCGCGUCGCAGCCAUCGGGAGCGUCUUCUACAAAUCCCCCUCAAUUCCCUUCAUCGACAUCACCGCAAACGGUUACACAGAAGAUCAUCAUGCCGCCGGGGGCCGACUACAAUUUGACAAAAGGGCAAGAGGAACUAGUUGCUUGGCUGAGAAGCCUUGACAUUGACGAAAGGUCGAUCGCGUUGAUCGCUGCAGAGCAAUACUCGAAAGCCGACUUAAUCGAAUAUGUGACUAGGAAGGAGCUAUUGAAUAUCGGAGUCGCUGGUGGUGGAACGUGUCGAAUAAUGAGAGGGAUUUCCGAAAUCCGUGAGCGCCAACGUCGAGCGCCGGUGUUUCUAUCGCCAAUGCGCAGUCGCGACGACUCACUUGACGAUUAUCACUCGAGUAGUGCUGAUGAUAUGUUUACCGUAGCUGAACCCACAUAG
Molecule: messenger RNA, 4443 nt
Organism: Caenorhabditis bovis
Lineage: Eukaryota; Metazoa; Nematoda; Chromadorea; Rhabditida; Rhabditidae
Source: the annotation of a GenBank genome assembly